Messenger RNA from Oncorhynchus mykiss (rainbow trout), 4660 nucleotides. The record is from RefSeq and is a predicted model, not a curated record. NCBI's taxonomy places the organism in Eukaryota, Metazoa, Chordata, Actinopteri, Salmoniformes, Salmonidae.
AUUGGGGUUGCCCUCUUAUUGGAUGGCACUUGUAUCCCGCUAAUGAUUGAAGAAAACUGUUACAUAGCUAGAGUAGACUUGGGCGCCUAUACAGUUAUUGCUGUUAGCCGUGAACGCCAUCUUGGAUCUAGAAGGUUUCUAAAUGGGGUUAACAGGAAAAGGGUCAGGAAAAUAGAUACUUUCGUUCUUAUUUUGUAAUUUCCCCCACUGGCUGAUGAUGAAGAAACACGAGUCAUGACGUCGCCUCUUUAUUUGCUGAUAUAGUUAAAAUCGGUAAAUCUGAGAGGAUUGUGGACUGAGGAAAUUUCCGCAGUUUACUGUAACUUGGUUUGUUUAUGUUAUUCAACCCGGACAUGGACUCUUCUAUCCCAGACAUACCAGAUGACUCUCUGGGUUUGGGAGCCGGUGGGGCCCAGGCAAGCAGCAGUGCUGUUGUGCCAAAAGGGUCCAAUAAGAGACGAGCUGCGCCAGACUUCGAUGAUGAUGAUGAUGGAAGCAAGCUCUUCAGAUCUUCUUCUCUGUCUUUGACCAGGUGUGAUGACGAUGGAGGAGGAGGAGACAAAGAGCGAUUUGCCAGGGAGAACCACAGUGAGAUUGAGCGGCGGCGGAGGAACAAGAUGACUGCUUACAUCACAGAGCUGUCAGACAUGGUUCCCACCUGCAGCGCGUUGGCACGGAAACCAGAUAAGCUGACCAUCCUGCGCAUGGCCGUGUCCCACAUGAAGUCUCUGAGAGGGAGCGGCAACACUGCAGCAGACGGGACAUACAAACCAUCCUUCCUCACCGACCAGGAGCUGAAGCACCUGAUCCUGGAAGCUGCUGAUGGCUUCCUGUUUGUGGUGUCGUGUGAGAGUGGACGGGUCGUCUACGUGUCAGACUCCCUGACCCCUGUUCUUAACCAAUCACAGUCUGACUGGCUAGGCUCCUCACUCUACGACCAGCUCCACCCGGACGACGGAGACAAACUACGAGAGCAGCUCUCUACUGCAGAGAGUAACAAUACAGGGAGGAUGUUAGACCUGAAGACAGGAACAGUUAAGAAGGAGGGACAGCAGUCCUCCGUCAGGAUGUGUAUGGGAGCCAGACGAUCCUUCAUAUGUAGGAUGAGAUGUGGUUCGUGUCCAGUGGAGCCCAUGUCUAUGAACAGAUUGAAUUUCCUGCGGAGCAGGAACAGGAAUGGUCUGGGCCCACCCAAGGAUGGAGAGCCUCAGUAUGUGGUGGUCCACUGCACUGGAUACAUCAAGUCCUGGCCCCCCACAGGGGUGAAUCUAACAGAUGAGGAAGCAGACAAUAUUCAGGGGAGUCGCUACUGUCUAGUCGCCAUCGGUAGACUUCAGGUGACCUCUUGCCCGAGCGACACAGACAUGAACAGCAUCAGCGUUCCGGUGGAGUUCAUCUCUCGUCACAACUGCCAGGGCCUCUUUACCUUCGUAGACCACCGCUGCAUGGCCACAGUGGGCUACCAGCCUCAGGAACUGCUGGGUAAGAACAUCUUGGAGCUGGCCCACCCUGAGGACCAGGAACUGCUGAGAGACAGCUUCCAGCAGGUGGUCAAGCUGAAGGGUCAGGUGCUGUCCGUCAUGUUCCGCUUCCUGUCCAAGACCAGAGACUGGCUCUGGAUCAGGACCAGCUCCUUCACCUUCCAGAACCCCUUCUCUGAGGAGAUAGAGUACAUCAUCUGUACCAACGCCAACGUCAAAACCUCGACUCAGAACACCCUCACCCCCCUCUCGUCCUCAGGGGUGUCUUUGCCCCCCUCGCUGGGGGAGAGCAGUCCUAUCUUCCCCCCUGUGUCCCACAGCCCAGGGCAUGUGGCUGCCAGACAGUUGCAGCAGCAGCAAGCAGAGUUGGGGGGAGGAGGGAGAGAUGGUCUGUACGAGGCAGGACAGGUUACACUUCCACAGAUGCCUGUCCAGGCCGUGACCGCAGCUGGAACUGACCACAGUAAGACCAUGGACAAGGCAGAGAUGCACCCCUCCAUGUACCCCAACCCAGACCAGGCCAAGUUCCUGCCCUCCACCUCUGCCACCGGAGUACCCAUCUACCCUCAGGACAACAACAACUACACCACUGCCAACCGCUCCAACGACACAUACAGCAGGUCAGUAGGGAUGGCCCCUCAGAUGGUGCAGCCAUCCCACUCCGCAGGCCAGGUGCUGGCUCAGAUGUCCCGUCAGAACGGGGCACCCCCCUCCAACAGCAGCCCCCUACAGGGAGGGGCAGCGGUGAGCUGGCCGGGGCCAGCAGCAGGGGCUAGACCCCCCUUCAACAACCAGCAGGUGGUGCCCCAGGCAGGGAAGGCCCUGUCUCCCCAGUUUGCCAUGGGGAGUUUUGUUGGGGGCCCUUCCUCCUCAUUUGGGGCGAUGCCCAACACUGCCGCUCCGACCCCCACCACGGGGGCUAACUACCCAAAUAUCAACCCCCGCGCCAGCCUCAAUACCAACGGAUAUGAUGGCUUGGGGUCGGGGCAGCAGUUCCCCUCCAGGGCAGUGGAGGCAGUGUGGCCCCAGUGGCAGGGCCAGCAGCAAGCUCAGAACAGGGCAGAGCAGCACCCCCACACACAGAACAACCAGCCUGACAUCUUCCCUGAUGUUCUCGCCAUGCUGGACCAGCCAGCCAACUUCAACAACGAUGACUUUGAGAUUCCCAUCUACCCCUCUUUCAACGAGUGACCUCACAUACACUCUUCCACUUACCUCCUCUGUCUCUCAAAUGUCUCCUUCUCUCUCAUUUGGUGCACUUUGCUCUCUUUCUUUGCCUGUCGUGAUCCAAAGAGAGCAUGUCUAAUUAUCGCUCAGAUGAUUGCACUGCCAGGAUGGAGAAAGCGAGUUAAUCAGGGAAAAGAGAGAGUGAAAUCAAGUUUAGGUAUGCAAAUGCAGGUUCAAUAAACACGUGAAAGGGGGAGAGAGAGAGAAGAGAUUCAGGGUUCAGCGAUAGUUGGGCAAAAUGUAAAAUGACAUCUGUAGCUAGCACUGCCCAAGCUCCACAGCCAGUGGAUUUGUUGUAGAGAUGUAACACACAAUCCCACCUGAGCAUGCACAAGGCCCUGAGGCAGGCACUGCUUCACCAGUAACACACAAACAUGGCCUUUCACUAACCGAGUCAGCUGUGUGUUUAGAUCUAUGCUGCUCCACUGGUCUGUACAUCAUAUGGAUAGAUCAGUCCAAUCAUUCACUUGAAGCCUCAGGCAAUCCAGGUGAUCUACAGCUUUGGGGGAAUAUGUGGGAAUAUAUAUAUAUAUGGGAAUGUUCUGAUCUGAAGCCUGUGAAUAUCCUCUAUCUGCUCCCCUCGCUGUUUUAGCUUAGCGACCCGUAGCAUGUUCAAAAGGACACUGUCCUCACGCAGGCAGAUUUAUACCAACACUGUACAAACACUUUAUAUUUCUACAUUGACGAUGUCACCUAACAAUGUGGUUAUGGUGGUUUCAGGUGGAAAAGAGGGAGAUAUGUCUAUGACUAGUGAGGGAAGAGGGGGAUAUGAAACUACAACCUGAUGUAUUCCUACAUAUACCCAGUAUAUAAGUCAAGUGUUUAUAUACGGUUAUAUGUCUACUGGAGGUGUUUGUAUAACUUUAUUGAUCUCAACCUGAAUGCAGAGCAAUCCCAGGGUCCCUUUCUCACUCGUUUGUAUUCCUUCCUCUGUUGCCCAGGGUUACCCAGCACACUCUUCCUCCUCUCACGCUCUUCCUCAAUCACCCUCCCAAGUGUGUUUUUUCUCUCUUCUACUUACACUAGGAAAAGGAAAAUGAAAAAAGACAUUGGAAAGCAAUAAUUUACAAGCAGGAAUGAUGUUGUUUUUUAAAGCCAUUCUUUAUUGUUGUCCUACAUGUUUUUAUCUUGAUUAUUGUUCUUGAAUACGGAAAUACACAGGAAGUAGUAAUGAUUUGAGUGAUUGAAAUUUUCCCCAACUGAUGUUUUUAUUUUUUGGCCUUUUGAUUGGCUCUUCCUGUUUUGUAGCCAUCUCCAUUGCUACUUCGUGAUAGGUUGUUUUUGAUGUAUAUUGACCAGGGCAUCUUGUUCAGGACAGAAAGGUCCUGUUUAGAACUGACAAGAUUCCUCAUUCAAUAUGACAGAAUCAUGCCAUGAUGUUUGGCCUGAAAUUCAAGUCAUCCUAAUCAUGUUCCAAACACAUGAGUUUAUUUUUGCAGUAGAUUCAAUCAAAGUUCAUCCUUAUCGAGAUAGUUUGACAUUCAUAAAUAUGAUCUAAAUCAAACAUUUGUUUUCUGAAAUCGAUUGUGAUGUUUAGUAAGUCACUAUAACACUCUUAUACAAGGAAACAAAGAAUUCUGAUUGGGCAACAGAGGGCUGUGAAUUUUAAGGUUCUGAAAUACAAAAAUUGUUAUUGUGUAGGCCUUUCAUUUUAAGUCUGAUAAUGUAUACAUGUCUGUGAGCGUAAUUCACAGACUUGCCGAAACAUGUGAAUUGUAUGUAAACCCAUCAUGUGUCAAUAGUCACACGAUGAAAAUGGCAGUUUGAUGACUGUGUUGUCUUGUUAUUGUUUUAAACCACUUUGGUUGUUCCCUGUCCAGGUUUUUACAAUGAUGUGAGCUGCAGUUUAUAUAGCGCACACAGAUACACAAAUAUAGGAAUGUAUAUGAAAUGUUAAACAAGAGAAAGUGAAAUUGUUUGGUUUUUCUAUUAAAUUGUUAUAUUGUCAAGAA